Messenger RNA from Aspergillus terreus NIH2624, 453 nucleotides. RefSeq lists its product as uncharacterized. Lineage: Eukaryota; Fungi; Ascomycota; Eurotiomycetes; Eurotiales; Aspergillaceae. The transcript has a single exon. The record is from RefSeq and is a predicted model, not a curated record. Bases 1 to 453 code for a protein of 150 amino acids.
AUGGCCUACACCAUCAACCUUACUGUCCGCAAUCGCACUGGUGAUACCCUCACCGUUGUCGAAAAAGCGUGCUGGCACUACGCCAACGGAGGCACCUGGACUGAGCGCCACGGCCAGCAUAUUUUGUCCAUGGGGGGUAGCGGUACUUCCGGAAUGCUCCGUUUCCAAUCGUCCUCCGGGGAUAUGUUUUCUGUUGUCCUAGGGAUCCAUAAUUAUAAGCCAUGGUGUGAUGUGCAGGUGAAGCUACGGGACGAAGAUACUACGGCUACGAUGCUUCCGGAAUACUACAGUGGGGGCAAAUUUUCGAACAGAGCGAAUCCUGAACUGAAGAACGUCGACGUGAGCGAGAAUAGAGGGCUGGAUUUGGUGUUUGAGACGACUGAAGGCCAUGAGCUGUCGGCGGUUUUGGAUUAUUUUGAAGUAUGGAGGGCAGUUCAGAAGCGAGUGUACUAG